AUGGAGGCCCAAGCGACGAAGAAGUCCCUACCCAUCGAGAUCUGGGAGGCCAUCCUCGAUGAAAUUCAUUGGCUUCCCGGCUUUGCCGGCUCGCCGAUCCCAACUCGCGAUUUCCACCAGCAGCAGCGUACUCUCAGCGCAUGCACGCGCGUGUGUCGAGCAUGGUCAACACAUGCGUGCUUCCUUCUCUGGCACGACGUCCUCCUCGACACAGCGCCAUCCGUCGCCUCAUUCAUCGCUACCGUUCGCAACGCCCCGGAGCGAUGGACACCCCUCGUCUCCUCCCUCUUCCUGCACUCAGAUCUAGGAACCCGUGCAGAAGGUCUAUUCAUGCAGCCAUUUCCAAACCUCACCCUGCUCUCCGCGAACGCGGUGAAUUGGAGCGUCCAUCCGCAACUUUUCCGCAUGCGACUUCCGUUCUUCGCCAGCAUCAGAGAAUUGCAAUUGGAGAAAUGCAACUUCCCCACCCUGAGGACCUUACUUGACUUCGUAUGGUCCACCCCUAAGCUCGCCCGCCUGGUUCUUCAGAGCUCUCGUGUGUCAAAAGAGAACGUCCACGAGACAGCCGCCGCGAACUUGGAAAGAGCAUGCCAACAUGUACGAGGAUGUAGUAAGCUCACGUCCCUCUUCCUCUAUGGGUAUCCCUUUGUGUUGGAACCCUUCACGGUGCCCGGAACCGUCUUUGGCUCGGCAGUGACCGCCCUGGAUAUUACCUAUAUGCACUUCAUUGAUGCUCAGUCCCUUCCGAGAUUUUUACGAGGGUCAUUUCCCGCUCUCAGCGAACUCUACGUCGCCAUCGACGAUUUCACCACAGGGCGCUCCGCUAACAGCACUAAACCCUCCUUCCUGCACGCUCUCGCCACUUCCUUGACGACUCCCGCUGCGCUCAUCAGCCUCACCUUGGUGGUGAUCUACAAGGAGGUGGUGCAACACAACUGCUGCUCGGCCCUGGUUGGCAAACCCGAAAUUGCGGAUGGACUUUCGUCGUCGCUGCGCUCACUCCUGCCCAACCUGACGGCACUUCGUAUUCGCAACGGCGCAGGGAGGUCAUGCAACGCCUAUAUCACUGAAGCGCUGCCUAGCAUGGCCCAGGUGCUGGUAGUUACGGGCGGAGGGGUGCGGUGA
This is a messenger RNA of Trametes versicolor FP-101664 SS1, 1125 nucleotides long. RefSeq lists its product as uncharacterized. Bases 1 to 1125 code for a protein of 374 amino acids. NCBI's taxonomy places the organism in Eukaryota, Fungi, Basidiomycota, Agaricomycetes, Polyporales, Polyporaceae. The record is from RefSeq and is a predicted model, not a curated record. The transcript is spliced from 3 exons.